UUCCUUCCUUGUCUCUCUCGAUCGAACCCAGGCCACCGGAUACCCGAGAGCGCUAGUGUUGUUGCCAUGGCCGCCGCGACUGUUGUUGGCGGAACGUGGACGAGAACAUCAAGGUCGUCGUUGUCGCUAGUGGUGGUAUUCCUGCUGCUACACAUGGGCGUCGGAGCCACUGCGACGCCGCCGCGGCACCACACCGCCGCCGCCAGUGGCAUCACAUUGCGCGUCGAUGACUAUCUGCAUCAGGUGGCUGUGGACAACGGCCUGGUGCAGGUGACGCUGUCCAAGCCACAGGGCCACAUUACCGGCGUCCGCUACAACGGCCACCGCAACCUCCUGCACUACGACGGCAGCCAAAACUCGGGAGGGUAGGUAUUGGGAUGUGGUGUGGAACUACCCGGGCUCCGAUCAGCCAGGAGGAAUGAUGGACACGUUGGACAGUACGGAGUUCAAGGUGGUGGUUUCAAGCGAGGACCAAGUGGAGCUUUCUUUCAGCAGCGCCUACACUCCGUCGUCGCCAACUAGUGUUCACCUGCAUGUCGACAAGAGGCUCGUGGUACUGAAAGGCAGCUCCGGGUUCUACUGCUACGCCAUCUUGGAGCACGCCCGCGACUGGCCCGCCCUCAACGUCACCGAGGCCAGGCUCGCCUUCAAGCUCAACACGGACGCGUUCAAGUACAUGGCGGUCUCGGACGACAUCCAGAGGUACAUGCCGAGCGCGGCGGACAGGGCCGAGCCACGUGGCGCCCCGCUCGCCUACAAGGAGGCCGUGCUGCUGGUGAACCCGCAGGAGCCACGGUUCAGGGGCGAGGUGGACGACAAGUACCAGUACUCCAUGGACAACAAGGACAGCACCGUGCAUGGAUGGACCACGGCCGGCGGCGUAGAACGCUCGCCGAACGACAACCCCGUCGUCGGCUUCUGGGUCAUCACGCCCAGCAACGAGUUCAAGAGCGGAGGACCCACCAAGCGGGAGCUCACCUCCCACGUCGGCCCCACCACGCUCACGAUGUUUCUGGGGACGCAUUACGUCGGUAACGACAUCGUGCUCAGCAUCAGCGGCGGCGAGUACUGGAAGAAGGUGAUGGGCCCUGUCUUCGUGUACCUCAACUCCCGCCCGAGGCGAGGCGGCAUCGGCGGCUGCGACCACAGCCGGGCGCUCUGGGCAGACGCCAAGGCGCAGGCGCGGGCGGAGGCCGGCAAGUGGCCCUACAGCUUCCCAAAGUCACCGGACUUCGCCAAGGCCGGAGAGAGGGGCGGCGUCACCGGCAGGCUGCUGGUCAGGGACGACGACAGGUUCACGACCGACGACGACAAUAACGACGCGGCCGCCGCUCCCAUGCCCGUUGGGACGGAGGCGUACGUGGGUCUCGCGGCGCCCGGGCAGGCCGGCAGCUGGGUAACGGAGUGCAAGGGCUACCAGUUCUGGACAGCGACAACGGCGACGGAGGACGGCUUCGUAUUCACCAUCGCCAACGUCCGGGAGGGAGUGUACAGCCUCUACGCGUGGGUUCCCGGGGUCCUCGGAGAAUACGUGCACGCUUCCCCGGUGACCGUGGCGGUAGGCGGCGCCGUCGUCGACCUCGGCGACCUCGUGUUCCGGCCCCCCAGGUCGGGCCCGACGUUGUGGGAGAUUGGGGUCCCCGACCGGAAGGCCGCGGAGUUCUUCGUUCCAGACGUGGAUCCCCGAUUCGCCAACAGGCUCUUCCUGCACAAGGACAGGUACAGGCAGUACGGUCUGUGGGCGAGGUACGCCGAGCUGUACCCUGACGGCGACCCCGUCUUCACCGUCGGCCGGAGCGAACCUUGGAAGGACUGGUUCUUCGCGCAUGUCACCAGGAAGGUAGGCGAAGGCCGGUACGCGCCGACGACGCGGGAGAUCCGAUUCAGGCUGUACCGCGUCGUGGCCGACGGCACGUACACGCUGCGUGUGUCGCUCGCUGCCGCGCACAUGUCCAGGCUGCAGGUGCGCGUGAAUGGGCGGGGCGGUGGCGGUGCGGCGGAGCUGACCACACCGGAGUUCGGCGGCGGGAACGCCAUCGCGCGCCACGGGAUCCAUGGAGUGCAGUGGAACUUCCAGUUCCCAAUCAGGGGAUACCUGCUGCGGGAAGGCGACAACAGCGUCAGCAUCACGCAGACCAGGGCCGACGGCGAGUUCCUAGGUGUCUUGUACGACUACGUCCGCCUCGAGGCACCUCCGGCGCACUGCCGAGACCCCACGGCCACGGCGACGACGUGGCGUACAUGAUCGGUGCUUGGUCGCCACCGUCUACCCUUGCCUAGACCAGGUAGUACCGUAGUAGCAGUAGCUAGGUGAUGAUAGCAUCGUCUCUAGCUAACAGAGAUAUAUACUUUCAUAGUUAGUGGACCGUGCGUUUGCGAUGUGUUGCCAGGGUACGUAUGAGAUUUUUGGGUACCUCUAUUAUUAACCUCCUAUGUCCUCCGCAACACCGGCGUGCGCCGAUGAACGCAAGCAGCGGUGCCCUGGACAGAGCAAACGAGGGAUAGAAGCGGUGUGCAUCUAAUGGGAAGGAGAACGUAUGAUUUAUAGCAGGGUUAAUUUUGGCUAUGGAGAUAGGGCUUAUCCGUCGUGGUGACAGGAACAAAUAUAUGCGCUUCGCCUGUGAUGCAAGAAGGUGAUUUAUAACGGGAUUAGUUCUGCCUC
This is a messenger RNA of Zea mays, 2662 nucleotides long. RefSeq names its product lyase. Gene Ontology annotation, molecular function: carbohydrate binding; catalytic activity. NCBI's taxonomy places the organism in Eukaryota, Viridiplantae, Streptophyta, Magnoliopsida, Poales, Poaceae. Gene Ontology annotation, biological process: carbohydrate metabolic process. Bases 419 to 2245 code for a protein of 608 amino acids. The record is from RefSeq and is a predicted model, not a curated record. The transcript is spliced from 7 exons.